AUGGUUCUUUCAGUAAACCCCAGGACAUCAGUUACCUUAAUAGGAGCUGGGACACAAGGCAGAAGGCUUGCGUUUCAGUGGUCGAGUAGAGGAAACGACGUCCAUAUCGUUGACGGGCAAGAGUCUCAACUCCAAGCCAGUAUCGAAGCAAUUGAAGAAUUCCGCUCAAAGUCCAGCAACAAAAACGCGUCAUGGGGAAGAAUCAUAACACAUUCUAUCGAUGACCUUCGUGAAGCUCUGCAAACUGCCUGGCUAGUCGUCGAGUGUGUGCCUGAACAACUCGAGCUCAAGAUAAAGGUCAUCUCAGAACUUGAUUCGCUUGCACCAAAGGAGACAAUCAUCGCGUCUAAUUCUAGCAGUUACUCUUGUUCAGAGAUACUGGAUGGAGUCCGGAUGAAGAAUGAGAGCCGAUUUUUGAGUGCUCACUCUUACUGGCCACCUGAGACAUCCGAAAUCGAAAUCAUGGGACAUGGAACCACAGAUCCUUCACAUAUCACACUGAUGAUGGAACAAUGCAAAGCUCAUGGUUUCUCACCAUUCCACGUCAAGAAGCCAUCAAUGGGGUACAUCUACAAUAGAAUAUGGGCAGCAAUCAAAAGAGAAGCACUACUGGCAGCUUCAGAAGGAGCCGCAACUCCAGAAGAGAUUGACGAAAUAUUCAAGGGCGUGUUAAAAACACCCAAAGGCCCAUUUGAACAGAUGGAUGUGGUGGGAUUGGAUGUUGUUCUGGAUAUUGAGCAGCAUUAUGCUGAUGCUAGGGGAAAUAUCCCAAGCGCGCCACGGGAAUAUCUGCAGAAGUUCCUGGAUGAGGGGAACCUUGGUGUCAAGAGUGGAAAGGGAUUUUACGACUAUGGGAAGUCAUGA
Fusarium sp. VM40 is the source of this 864-nucleotide messenger RNA. NCBI's taxonomy places the organism in Eukaryota, Fungi, Ascomycota, Sordariomycetes, Hypocreales, Nectriaceae. The record is from the annotation of a GenBank genome assembly.